CCAAGCAGAGGUUGCUCUGCUCCAAAAUGUGGAACCAAGAUCUGCUGUGCCUCUCCUUCUCUAAAACCCUGAACCCCCUGAUAUCUCCCCUGCACCUCCCCUGCCCCAACCCCAUCACCUCCAAGAAGACCUUGUUUCUCAAGCCGGAGCCCCGGUUGCAGAGACCCCUCUGCCUCUCCUCGCCCCGGUUCUCUCGCCGGAGCGACUCCCCGCCGCGCCGCCACCGCCGCAGCCGCGAUGCCCGGGCGUUCGCCGGCAGGAGCAAGAAGAAGGGCGGGGGCCCGUCGCCGGGCCGCAUCGAGGGCGGCGCCGAGGUGCGGCGCCAGGCGAAGUGGAACGCCCGGAGGAAGAGCCGGAAGCUCGCCGAGUCCCUCUUCUACCGCCUCAAGAAGCCCAGCAAGAACCACGCCGACAACUUCUCCGAGGAGGAGCUGGAGGCGAUUGGGCUGGGGUACGAUAGGAUGGUCAGGUUCAUGGAGAAGGAUGACCCGAAUCUGCGGCACCCUUACGAUUGGUACAAGUACGGCGAGUUCGGGCCGUAUUCUUGGAGAGGGGUGGUGGUGGGCGAUCCGAUUCGGGGCAGGUUCUCGGACGAGCAAGUGACCUUGAUUAGCGAGGUCCGAGAUCAUGAGGAGUGGGAGAAGAUUGAGCAGUUCGACAUGGCGGCGGAUUUCGGGAAGCGGUUGAAGGAAAUGGAUAAGAGCGUGGGGUUUAGGUACUUUUGGGUGUUCGUUAGACACCCGAAGUGGAGGGUUAGGGAAGCGCCAUGGCAACAGUGGACUUUGGUGGCCGAGGUGGUGUUGGAAGCUGGGAAGCAGAGAUUGGAUAAGUGGAACUUGAUGGGUAGGCUCGGGAAUAAGGCUCGGAAGUUGAUUACCCAGUGUGCGGCAUGGAUGAGGCCUGACAUUAUCUAUGUUAAGAAACCAGUGUAUCAAUGUAGGUUUGAGCCUCAGGACGAUUUCUUCCGGUUGCUGACGCCUUUCCUCGAUCCCAGGACAGAGAAGGACUUUCUUUUCGAGGUGAAAAAUGACGAUGGGACGGUCCAAUUGUGUACUUAUUUCAAUGGCUUGUGCAAGAUUCUCAGGGCGAAUCCCAAGGCCUUUGUAGAUGAUGUGAUUAAGGCUUAUGAGAAGUCGAGCGAUGAGAAGAAAAAUGAGUGUUUGGAGUUUUUGCUGACAAAUCAUCCUGCUGAGUUGUUGCAUCCGUAUACAAAGGAGUGGAAAGCUAAGUUGGAGGAGAUGGAAUUGGGUUGUGAUGCUCCUGACGAUGAAGAUGAUUGGAGUGGUAGUAGAAGUGAUAAUGAGAUUGUAGAUUGGAUAGAGGAUGAUGAUGAUGAUGAUGCUGAGGAGGAGGAGGAGGAGGAGGAGGGUGAUCAAGAUGAUACAGUCAUGGAGUUGGAAGAUGGUGGAGAUGAUGAAUCGGGUAUAGAAGAUGACAACACCGAUGAAGAAGAGGGGGAGAAGUAUUGGCAAGAGGAAUUUAAUAAAGCAGCAAACAACUCUGAACGAAUGGAAAUGUUAGCAAAGCGGAGUGUUGAAGUAACAACGGAGCACUAUAAGAAGCAAUUGAAGGAAAUGAAAGAUGGAGAUGAAACUGCAAUGAGGGGCGCAAAGGAAAUGAAAGAUGGAGAUGAAACCGCAAUGAGGGGCGCAAAACCAAAAGUCAGUCCAGAAGAAUGGAAGACCAUUGGAAUUGGCCCAUGGAGGAAGAGAAUUAGGAAGAGCAAGAUUCCUCCAGAACUAUUUCUGCGAGCAGCAGUUAGGCCGUUUACUUAUAGGAAUCUCGUGAAAGAGGUUGUUCUGACUAGGCAUGCCAUUUUAGAUGGUGACAUUGGAACAGAAAAGCCUGAAUAGGUUGUUUGCCAUUGGGAUAAUAGCUUUUAUGCAUUUGCCGCCAGAUAAGGAAUACCUUAUUUGUUAGAUAUAAGGCACUAAGAGAUAUUUUGAGGAAUAUUUCAUAUUGAUUUAAAAUUAGGAUCUGCUCAGUAGCAUGAUGUAGUGUAAUGUUGUUUUGACUCAUAUUUACAUUUUCAUUCUGUUAAGUUUUAUUCUGAAACUGAUUAUAGGUAAAGUUAGCUCUGGGAAUAAUCUCGAUUUUCUUGAACUCAAAAUAUAUUGUUUGGGAGAUUACCUUCUUUUAUAAAUAUAUAUAGAAGAAUUCGACA
Messenger RNA from Eucalyptus grandis, 2164 nucleotides. RefSeq lists its product as uncharacterized. The record is from RefSeq and is a predicted model, not a curated record. The transcript has a single exon. Lineage: Eukaryota; Viridiplantae; Streptophyta; Magnoliopsida; Myrtales; Myrtaceae. The coding region runs from base 27 to 1853 and encodes 608 amino acids.